AUGGCCGUAUGCACAAUUGAUGGAAACAGCGAUAUGUACGGGCUGGGCAUCCGCCUUGGGUACUAUUUCCUGUGGUAUGGAGCGAUCCUCGCAAGGUGGAUGGCGCCUUCUGAGGUGAAGAACGUCGCUUUUUCAACCGAUAUGUUUGUGGCGGCAACGUUCCUAGCGCUCAUUAUCCUCACGGAAAGUGACAUUGACAAUCUCGAGCCAGCCGAGACGUACAUUGUUUUGUUGCUCAUGUUCGGCGCUUAUCUGGCCCUGGUACCCAUAUACGUAUGGCGAUUGUUGACAGCAUGCGAUCCCUACUGGGUAAGUAAAGCGUGGUUCAUACAUUGGGACCUUUCUAUUGCGGUCGUCGUGCAAUCGUUCCAUACACGAGAUAUCGGUGCAUUUCCUUUGGUGCUGUCUUCGCAUCUGCGGGUUCCUGACAUUUGGAAUGUGACCGUGCAGGACCCAACCCGCUACCCACGUGUGAAUCUUGGAGCGAUGUCGGCCAAUCUGAGUUUCAUACUGCUUAUAGGAGUUCUGGUCUUCCAAUACUGGUUCUGGUUCGAUCGCGUCCCGGAUCUGGAUCAUCGCAAUUGCCAGCAAUAUGGCUUCGUCUUUGGCCAAGUCCGCCUCAACAGCAAGGUUUCGGUGGUGCUUCACGCCCUGAUGUACUUCUGGCUGGGCCUGGUAUGUCUCUACAUCUUCCUCCUGAAGUUCAGGGCCUUGGCGGGAUUACCGGACCCAGGAGUGGGAGGGCGUCGACCGAAAAGAGGGCAUAUCGAGUUUCUGCAGAAUUUGGAUGUUUGGAUCAGGAUUGUCAUUGCGCUCGCCGUGACUGUUGCUACGGAGCUUACGAUAUCCUGGAACGAGAUUGGAGGUGUUUUCUCGCUGUCUGGUGCCGGUCAAACCAUCCCGUUUGCUAUAGGUUUGACUGCGAUCGUCCGGAUACUUUACGUGGCAAUGAAGCCCACACAGGUUCAUCAGCCACAUUCUCGACCGAGCUCCGUCAGACAAGUGCCACAAUCGUUCCAACGCAGGCCAAGAAGGGACACAGAGUCCACCAUUUCCCGCCCUUCUCGGGUCUAUAGACGAUAG
Messenger RNA from Didymosphaeria variabile, 1083 nucleotides. RefSeq lists its product as uncharacterized. Lineage: Eukaryota; Fungi; Ascomycota; Dothideomycetes; Pleosporales; Didymosphaeriaceae. The transcript has a single exon. The record is from RefSeq and is a predicted model, not a curated record. The coding region runs from base 1 to 1083 and encodes 360 amino acids.